Geodia barretti is the source of this 653-nucleotide messenger RNA. NCBI's taxonomy places the organism in Eukaryota, Metazoa, Porifera, Demospongiae, Tetractinellida, Geodiidae. The record is from the annotation of a GenBank genome assembly.
GCGUGUGUGAUGGGUGAGACCCCUCCGUCUCCAACUACAUCCAGCCCAAACGACGGCCAACCAAUUGAAGUAAUAAUUGGAGGGGCAGUGGUUGGAGCAAACAUUAUCAUCCUUCUGCUGUCAUUGUCAUUGGCGGUGGCCGUUUGUUGCAUUUGUUGCAGAAAUAAGGGAAAAGAUAACAGGGAGAGUGAACCCAAUGAUCUCUCUUGGCCGUCCAGACAGAGCUCACUAGCAGUGCCCUACACUGUAUCAUCCAUGACACCAACAGGUAGAAGUGGCAUCUUUGACUACGACAUUGACACCAAGACCUCCACCACGUUUGAGCCAGGAAACAUCUCCCGCACACCGUCAGUACCACUAGUCACCAUGACCGACAUACACCGCCACUCUACCCACUCCUCACGCAGUGGCAGCUUCUCCAGUAUCGAUCCCAAUGAACUCACAUAUGCCAACAUGAACGAUAACAAUGAUAACAAAGUUUGAUGACCCAGUGUAUGAGCACAUAAAGGGAGGAGAGAAGGAGGACAUUGCUGCAAACCCUCUCUAUGAUGGAAUGAAGAGUACUAACCUAUAGCACAGAAUUCCUUGUUUAAAAGCCUAUAUUCAUUGUGUUAUGGACCUUUCUUUGGUGCUGCAAUUACUAUUUGUUAUUA